GAUACGGGAGAUUGCCUAAAAAACUAAUCCAAUUGAACAUGCGUUGAUAGGUGAAGUUGGUCGGUGAAGAAUACGAGCCCGAUAGCUAUAUCAUAUUUUCUCAAUAUGAGCAGGAUCGGGGGUCUAUUACGACGGACCUUUGGGGUGAUAAAAGAACAUGUGGGCACCGACCAUUUAGGAAAUAAAUACUACUGGCAGCCGGAGCAAAAGACUUGGACGGGGAGGAUUGUUCGGGCCAAGCGAAUGGUGGUGGCUGUUAACCCUACAGAGUUUGAGUACCUGGAAGGCAACAUACCCUCCGAGUGGGAUGCUUGGAUCCGAGGCAGACGGAAGCAGCCCCCUUCCAUUGAGGAGCUGGUGAAAAACCAGCACUACAGGGAGCACAUCAAAGGAAAGGCAAGGGAGGUGGAUGAGAGAGAGCUGGCUCUGCAGGCUAAGGAGUACGAGGAGGGCCUGGUGGCUCGGCCUACUCAGACCAUAGCCAAGGGCCACGCCGCCGCCACCAGCUUCGGCCAGCCAGAGACCAGCGAGGAGCCUGUCAGUACAGCCAACACAUUCCAGCCUGGCUCCUGGACACCCGCAGCCAAGAAAUAGCCACGCACACACGCUCACUGGGUCACGAUACCGCAAUACUGGAUUUUCCAUGGUAAAAAAUAAAAACAUGAAGCAAACUGAGCUCCAUAGUACUUUAAAAACCUGCUGCUGUGUGAAAAUAAACAAAUAUGACUCUCGGUAACAACAGAAGACUGUGUGUUUGCAAGAUUAGACUGUUAUUUCUGAGUAUCACGAUACUGGUACCUAACACACACUAUCGUACAUACAAGAAAACAUAUAUAUAUAUACAUAUAUAUAUACAUACACACACACACAGGCUAUAUACAGUGCUAUUCAUAGUUUGCCCACACACAUACAUACUGUGCAUAUGCACUCAUCAUACCUACAUCCAAGAAACUAGACAUGGGUAAACAAGUAUAGGCCCUCCCUAUGUGAGUAUUCACAGGCUUCCUUCCAUCAUUUCCACCUUGGAUCGGCGACCUGAAAAGACUGAACAAUUGAAAUCAGCAAGAUAGAGAAAGGAUGAUGGGAAGGAAGCACGAUCUGGCCAGCUUCAAUGGCCUUUUCUCAUUUGAGCAGAAGUCCGUCCUCCACCCUCUCUUCCGUGACCCAGAAUCUGAUAAGUGGCCGAGGAGAUGCCAAUUCGUUAGCAGGCGAACAAACGUGUCUUCCCCUCCUCGAUAGCCACCUUUCAUCGGGGAUAGUCAUUUGUAUCCUACCUGAGUUCUUCGCGGAAGAGUUUUGAAAUCUGCCACAUCCCUGUUUGAAUCAGCUUUUGUUUUGUCUGAGAAAAUCAUGCACACGUUUAAAAACAAUAUGCUACUUGUGGUUUUAUCUAUAAAAUGUCUUGCACAACUAACUAAUUUGUUUUUAUCACUUUGCACAUGCAUUUUGGGAUCUGUACUGGGUUGUAUUCAGUAGUGCACACCAUAAAACAUUUGGCAACGCAAACCGGUCACUCCGCUCUAAAACAUGACGUAAGUGGUUUAUUGAACAUGACCCUGGUUAUGAUGUAAACUAAUAAUAGGAGCUCUGCUCUUCAUUUGAAAAAACAUUUUAUUGCAUUGAAUCAGGGAAUGGCAUUCAUGGGGUGUGGAAGACAAUUUAUCUGAUCUCCCUGACGUACUGUAAACGCUUUGUAUAUAAAGUUCUGUUGUAGGUAAUCAAGGUAUAUUGUUUGAUGAUUUGUUGUGGAUUGUAAAUGAAACUACCAGGCUUGAGAGAACUGGGAUGUGAUGUAAGUGCUGGGAAGUAGGUGGUCCUGGUGUUUGCAAUGUUGUGAUGGUGGGUUCGAUUAUCCACAGCGACUAACAGUUAGUGCACUCGUCUUAAGGUAGCAAGGUGUGCAUGCACUACUCUAAGUUGAUUUUGAUAAAGUUUCUGCUAAAUGGCAUACAUAUUAAAUAUUUGUCUGCGUGACAAGGUGCAAUUUAUUUAACGGCGUUACGUAUUUGGUAUGUUAUAUAUAUACACAUCCCCAACACACGACACUACAAACCUUUUAACCAAUUUUGUUUUUUAAUUAAAUGAAGGAAAGGGUAUCACACAGCUCGCAAGAUAGUAUGAAAAUAAAAAAAAAUAAAAAAUAAUGCACUUAUUACUAAGUCGCUCUGGAUAAGAGCGUCUGCUAAAUGACAAAUGUAAGAUGGUUGAAAGACAUGUUGCAGGUCUCAGGAGAAGACAUCCUUUACAUGAAGUGUGUGUUACAUUGUCUCUUGAAAUGACAAGUCUGACAGGUUUAAUAUAAUGUGGCAAAAUAGAUGUUAAAAACACACUGAAUAAAACCCAUGUAUGAAAAUUG
Coregonus clupeaformis (lake whitefish) is the source of this 2356-nucleotide messenger RNA. RefSeq names its product NADH:ubiquinone oxidoreductase complex assembly factor 2 (gene ndufaf2). Bases 106 to 594 code for a protein of 162 amino acids. Gene Ontology annotation, cellular component: membrane. Lineage: Eukaryota; Metazoa; Chordata; Actinopteri; Salmoniformes; Salmonidae. Gene Ontology annotation, biological process: mitochondrial respiratory chain complex I assembly. The record is from RefSeq and is a predicted model, not a curated record. The transcript has 4 exons.